GCACGAGGCCUUUGACGAAAAGUUGAAAACAAAACAGUAACGCUCAGGCGCAAAACUCCACAAAACCUCUGCCCCACAGAAGCCGUACUCACUCAUCAUUACUCAAUGCUUCAACCACACUACUCACUGUAAAGAAACCCUAACAAAAUCAUCUCAAAACUUGAUUCUCUUUCCAAGCUUCAACAUUCCCCAAGAAACACACAAAGACAGCAACCAACUUUCAAUCAAGCUUUGGUUUGUUGAGUUCCAAAGAGUAGGAGACAAGAAAGAAAAUGAUGAGGAAGAAGAAGAAAGGCAACAACUUUAAGCUACUGACUUUGUUUCUGUUUCUUCUUGGUACAUGCCUUGGUGACUACGGCAUUGGAGUCGGAAUCGGCGACGGUGGAGUUUGGGUCGGCGGAGGCGGCGGCGGUGGCGGAAACCAUAAUUCCGAUCCUGGAAAUGCAGCUUACCGUGCUCUUCAAUCCUGGAAAUCCGCCAUCACAGAAGACCCAUCCGGUCUUCUCAAGACAUGGGUCGGCGAAGAUGUCUGUUCUUACAAAGGAAUCUUCUGUUCUGGCUCGUCAGUAAUCUCCAUAGAUCUAAACAAAGCAAAUCUCAAAGGCACCAUCGUCAAAGACCUAUCCCUCCUCUCGGACUUAACCAUCCUCCAUCUCAACACCAACAGAUUCUCCGGUCAAAUCCCAGAUUCCUUCACAGCCUUAGAUUCUCUCCAAGAGCUCGAUCUCAGCAACAACAUGUUCUCAGGCUAUUUCCCUCGAGUCACUCUCUACAUCCCCAAUCUCAUCUACCUCGAUCUCCGGUUCAACAAUUUCACCGGUUCGGUUCCUCAGAAUCUAUUCAACAAACAGUUAGACGCGAUUCUCCUCAACAACAACCAAUUCACCGGAGAAAUCCCCCGGAACCUCGGAUACUCGUCCGCAUCCGUGAUUAAUUUGGCUAAUAACAGAUUAUCCGGCGAGAUACCGGCGAGUUACGGCGUAUCCGGUUCGAAAUUGAAGGAGGUUCUGUUAUUGAAUAACCAGUUAACCGGUUGUAUACCGGAAUCGGUCGGGAUGUUUUCCGACAUCGAGGUCUUCGAUGUUAGUUUUAAUUCGUUGAUGGGUCACGUCCCCGACACGAUCUCUUGCCUGUCGGAGAUCGAGGUUUUGAACUUCGGACAUAAUAAAUUAUCCGGCGAUCUUCCUGAUUUGGUUUGUUCUUUGAGGAAUCUGAUGAAUCUCACCGUUGCUUUUAACUUCUUCUCCGGGGUUAGCUCCGAGUGCUCGAGAGUAGUCAGCUUUGGAUUUGAUUUUGCUGGAAAUUGUAUUCCUGGUAUGAGUUACCAGCGACCGCGGCCGGAUUGUUCGGCGAUUCCCGGCAGCGCUUUGAGUUGCCUUAGGAUUCCGGCGCAGCCGCUAACGUGUGAUGCGAUGUUGGGACUGAAGGUGACUUCACCACCCCCAUGAAAAUAACAAAGUUGGAAGCUUUUUGUUUUUUGUUUCUUUUGAUUCUCUUUGUUGCAAGAUUUGUUAUGGUUUUGUGACUUUAUUAUGAUAGAAAAUGCCAAAAAUGGUUUUAUCAGUUGAUUUAGUAUAUGAUUGAUUGAUUACUAGAAGCUUAUUUCUGAUC
Messenger RNA from Raphanus sativus (radish), 1611 nucleotides. RefSeq names its product leucine-rich repeat extensin-like protein 4. Gene Ontology annotation, molecular function: protein binding. The record is from RefSeq and is a predicted model, not a curated record. The transcript has a single exon. Bases 273 to 1448 code for a protein of 391 amino acids. Lineage: Eukaryota; Viridiplantae; Streptophyta; Magnoliopsida; Brassicales; Brassicaceae.